Macrosiphum euphorbiae (potato aphid) is the source of this 294-nucleotide messenger RNA. Lineage: Eukaryota; Metazoa; Arthropoda; Insecta; Hemiptera; Aphididae. The record is from the annotation of a GenBank genome assembly.
AUGUCACCCCGGCCCGCCCACCAACCAAAUUCAAAAUUUCUCCACACCAUUCAAUUGUACGCCAUUUGUAUGGAUUUGUAUGACAUGUUUCAACCAUUAAUUUUCAAAACUACCCUUGGGCGGGCUGGCGAGAUGUCACCCCAGCCCGCCCACCAACCAAAAUCAAAAUUUCUCCACACCAUUCAAUUGUACGCCAUUUGUAUGGAUUUGUAUGACAUGUUUCAACCCUUAAUUUUCAAAACUACCCUUGGGCGGGCUGGCGAGAUGUCACCCCAGCCCGCCCACCAACCAUAA